Messenger RNA from Hymenoscyphus albidus, 563 nucleotides. The record is from the annotation of a GenBank genome assembly. Lineage: Eukaryota; Fungi; Ascomycota; Leotiomycetes; Helotiales; Helotiaceae.
AUGAGAACACAUCACCCCUCAAACCAUACUGCACCGCUCGCGAUCCGUGCUGGUCCUCUACAGCCUGUCAACAACACCCCGUAUAGUGCAACCAUACCGCGAGCUUCGAGUGUUUCCACGAAUUCACAGAUGAUUUCGUAUCUAUCCGCAACACAUGCUGCAUCUCUAGAGCGUUGGCUGGUCCUAGUUCAUCAAUCAGCGUCCAACCCGAGACCCCAUCCAACAUACCCAGCCGUUUAGUCUUCAACGCCGCCCAUGACAUCAUAUACGUACGAAGCUUGGUCGAGCUAGGAGGUUCUCUAAGAUCUAAAAUCCUUCUUGCCGUCGACUUGGAAACCUUCUCCCUUCAAGCGAUGCAAUUUUUGUUAGAUAUUCGCCCCCGUGGCAUCAUUGUGAUCACACCGGCGAAGGAUGAUGCCAAGAUGGAAGUCGAACGAUGCUUUGCUGAAUUAGCAGAAGAGAAGAUCCUGGUUCCAUUUGUUUUGGUUUGCACACUAUCUGAGCCAUUGAAUUGCGAUCUCGCCCUAGCGGGAUCCGGAAUUAGAUUGAAAAUAGACGGAUGA